GUCGAUGUGUCUUCUACAGAUGAGGACGCUUCUGUUCGGUGUUUGGGUGGUGGUCUACGUUUCAGUUCUUUUGGUAGCUCGAAAGAUGUGGACUGCCAAGUACACGAGAAGUCCCCUUGCUCGGACGCUUUUCAUGAACGCGCUGACCAACUCGGAUUUUGAGCCCCAAGUACAAGAGUGGUAUCACUGCACUCCUGACUUGCUAGGCGAAAAGAUCCAGCACUUGUUCGUACAGAGUCAGUUAGAUGAAGAUACCCACUUUCUUCAGAGGAGUGUGGAGAAAUCUGGCUGUGUCCUUACCCAACUCUACCACUCAUUCUUCUCCUCCAUCUUUAGCCCGAUCAUCUCAAGGACCUCCAUCAACGGGUUUCUGGGCCGAGGCUCCAUGUUUGUUUUUUCCCAGAACCAAUUUCGCCAACUUCUCCAAAUCGAUCCCGACUGGAAAGGAGAAAAGCUUCUGGAUCUCGGAGCCGGGGACGGAGGCGUCACGGAUGUAAUGGGCUCGUUCUUUAAAGAGGUUUAUGCAACUGAAGUGUCGCCUCCUAUGAGAUGGCAUCUCCAGAGAAAGAACUACAGAUUGUUGGAAAUUGACGAAUGGCAAAAUACGGGUUUCCAGUAUGACAUCAUCUCCUGUCUGAACCUCUUGGACCGAUGCGACGAGCCUUUACAGCUGCUCAGAGACAUCAAGAAGGCUCUGGUACCUCGCACCGGACGGCUGAUCCUCGCAGUAGUUCUACCCUUUCAGCCUUAUGUGGAAAUACGAGGAAGAUGGGUGCGUCCUGCAGAGCACAUCUGCGUGAACGGCACGACUUGGGAGGAGCAGGUCAGGAACCUGUCCGACAUCAUAUUCCACAGCAUAGGAUUCGAGGUGGAAGCCGUGACACGCCUGCCGUAUUUAUGCGAGGGAGAUAUGCAUCAGGAUUACUAUGUGCUAGACGAUGCCGUGUUCGUACUUAAGCCUCAGGAAUGAGUCGAAGUUUAAUUCACAUUCAAGGGACCCGAUUUAAGGCAUGUGUAUGAAUAGAACGAAUGAUCUAUUUUAAAUAUUGUAACCCGUAUUACUAUUAUAGCGACUUAAAAUUCCAGACAAAUGAAUAUUGAAGCCAUGGUAAGGAUUUUUUUAUGUUUACUGGGAAAGUAUUUUUAAAAAGCAAUACAGACACAUGAAGAACCACCUUCGACACUCAGAUAUCAAACGAUAUGGACAAUGGAUACACAAAGGUUCUGCUGAUGGGUUGAUGGGAAAACUGGGCCAUGUGGCCUCCUGUGCCUACUCUUCAUACUGGAGUUUUCUGA
This is a messenger RNA of Silurus meridionalis, 1296 nucleotides long. RefSeq names its product methyltransferase like 9 (gene mettl9). Lineage: Eukaryota; Metazoa; Chordata; Actinopteri; Siluriformes; Siluridae. Gene Ontology annotation, molecular function: protein-L-histidine N-pros-methyltransferase activity. The record is from RefSeq and is a predicted model, not a curated record.